CAGUGUCUGUGAUUCGGCUGAAGAGAGAAAAACUGGUUAUUUAACUGAAAAGAUGGCAUUAAUCAAAGAGGAGAGUGAAGACAUAAAGAUUGAAGAAACAUCCAGAGUCAAACAAGAAGAUACUGAGGAACAAACAGACCUGAUGGUGCUGAAAGAAGAGGUUCAAGAUCUGAAUGAGAUGGAAGAGAAAGAUCUGCAUGAAAAACAUCAUGUUUUCAUAACUAGAGAAAAAUCUUGUAGUUUUUCACAGACUGAACAUACAUUCUCUCAAAAAAGAGCUCAGAAGUCUAGAUCUAGAACCUGCCAACAAUGUGGAAAGAGUCUGAACAAAAAGGACAGCAUUAUAGCUCAUAUGAGAAUUCACACUGGAGAGAAGCCUUACUCCUGCCAACAGUGUGGAAAGAGUUUCCCACAAAAAUAUAAUCUUAGGAUUCACAUGAGAAUUCACACUGGAGAGAAGCCUUACACAUGCCAACAGUGUGGAAAGAGUUUCUCACGAAAAGAAGGUCUUAUGAUUCACAUGAGAAUUCACACUGGAGAGAAGCCAUUUGUGUGCGGUCAGUGUGGAAAGAGUUUCCCUCAUAAAACAACUUUGCAUGCUCACAUAAGGCUUCACACUGGAGAGAAGCCUUACAGCUGCCCACUGUGUGGAAAAACUAUGAACCACAAAGGACAUCUUAGAACUCACAUCAGAGUUCACACUGGAGAGAGGCCUUUCACAUGUGAUCAGUGUGGAAAAUGUUUUGUACGCAAGGAAGGCCUAACUAGGCACAUGGAGAUUCAUUCAAGAGAGAGCAGUUUUAUAUGCCCUCAGUGUGGAAGUACAUUCACAGACAGGAAACACUUUAAGCGCCACGUAAAAACUCACAUCGUACAUGAGCCUUUAAAGUGUCAUCACUGUGGAAAGACUUUCACAAAAAAAGCACGCCUCAAGACUCAUGAGAAUUCACACCUGGAUAGAAACCUUUAACGUGAACUAUGUGGAAUGAGUUUCAGAUAGAAAACAACGAGGCCUUUUCAUGUAACUUCAGUGUGGGUUUCAUAUUUCAAAUAGAUCUGAAUAGUUAUUUGUGAAUUUAUUCUGGCAAGAAAUUCAUUGUGGCAAAACGGUUUAGAAAAUGGAGCAGUUUCAAAGUUCACCUGUUAACUGGAGAAAGUAGGGUACCUGUGGGACUGUUAUUCGGUUGUUAAGUGAUGACGUAAGAAGCGCUGUUUCCGGGUCCAAGCCUCAACUCGCUUCACUUGAGAAUACUACCCCAGCAGCUGUUUAUGAGCACUGUUUAUUCAUAUUAAUCAUUUAA
Carassius auratus (goldfish) is the source of this 1301-nucleotide messenger RNA. Its product is annotated as gastrula zinc finger protein XlCGF7.1-like. Bases 53 to 970 code for a protein of 305 amino acids. Gene Ontology annotation, molecular function: RNA polymerase II transcription regulatory region sequence-specific DNA binding; DNA-binding transcription factor activity, RNA polymerase II-specific. The record is from RefSeq and is a predicted model, not a curated record. Gene Ontology annotation, biological process: regulation of transcription by RNA polymerase II; embryo development. NCBI's taxonomy places the organism in Eukaryota, Metazoa, Chordata, Actinopteri, Cypriniformes, Cyprinidae. Gene Ontology annotation, cellular component: nucleus. The transcript is spliced from 3 exons.